This is a messenger RNA of Postia placenta MAD-698-R-SB12, 246 nucleotides long. RefSeq lists its product as hypothetical. NCBI's taxonomy places the organism in Eukaryota, Fungi, Basidiomycota, Agaricomycetes, Polyporales, Adustoporiaceae. The record is from RefSeq and is a predicted model, not a curated record. Gene Ontology annotation, cellular component: cytoplasm. The coding region runs from base 1 to 246 and encodes 81 amino acids. The transcript has 4 exons.
AUGGCCAACCCUGGAAACGUCGCUCGUGGUCUUAAAGGCGCUAUCUCCAACCCGAACAACUCGGAGGAGGCUAAGCAGCGCGCUCAAGACCGCUUCAACGACAUGGAAGCCCGCGGCGAAGUCGACAGCGCAGAGGCUCACGCCGGACAAGUUGAGCGUGGCCACAAGGCUGCGAUCUCGAACCCCAGGAACUCCGCAGAGGCCAAGCAGGACUCCCAGCAAGUGCUUGAGGAUAUGGAUUUCUGA